AGGUUUGUGCGGACAUUUCUGGGAAAGCCUCCAAAGCUCACAUUUGCCAAGGGGGGAAACCUGGGAAGAGCCAGAGCCGCGUUUCCUCUGCAGUCCCAGCGAAGGUCCAGCGAGCCUCGGACAGAGCUGCCUCUCCCUGCCCGCUGGAAAUGAACAAUGCCCGAGGAUUAACGGGAGCUUCAUCAUUUACCAGGGCGCAAAUGAACGGCGCGUUAUGGCGAUGUGACGCAAUCCAAACGCCUUUUGGUUUCUUUGUUUUAUCCUGAACGCCUUAUAUUGUUUUUUUAGAGGCAUUAUCCGGUUUGGGAUUUCUUUUAAUUUAUUUAUUUAAUUUUUUUUAUGAGCGAUGAUCUGCACUGUUGCCCUCCUGUUGAAAGAGCGCCUGGUAUGAAGUUGUGGAUGUAACUUUACGCGCUAUUUAAACUCCUCUUGUAUUCGAUUUGUUUGUCAAAUAAAGAACAGACCAGGAAAAAGGAUUGUCUCCAUCAGCAAAAGGCAUGCUCUGAAAGUAUUUUCUGCAAUCUGGCGGACGGUAUGUCCUCAUCUGGAAUUAAUUGAUUGACAACAAAUGCUCUAAAAGACGCGUCCGCAUCGAAGCUCCGCCAGUGGGGGUCGUGAGUGUUUUAAACCGACUUUAUUUACCAUCUCACCACAGUCAUGCGGCUGCUCUUCCUCCUCGGCGUGACUCUGGUGUACCUGCUGACAUGGACCGAGGCGGACAGGCAGACUCACCUGAAGCGGGUGCGGCUGCAGCGGCGGCUCCGGACGGGACGCGUCCAGCCGGACAAGGAGCGCUCCGGCGCGGCGCGUCUGCGCCCUGGAUUUAACUCGGCGAUAUCUGUCCACGCAUCCAAGACAAGGGGGGGAGACGUGCAGGCUGACGAGGCUGCGAGGACGGGGAAGGCUGCGGGGGGUCACGGCCCGGCGGCCAGGAGGGGAGUGAGGGGACAGCUGGGCCUGCCGCGCCGCUCGGAGCUGCUGCGGGACGAGGGCGCGCCGGGAGCCAGAGCGCGGCUGGCCCGCGGGCCGGCCGGAGCCGGCUCCCCCAACCUGCUGGCCAGCUUCGCCGGGAAGAACCGGGUCCUGGUGAUCUCUGCGCCCCACGAGUCAGACGGCUACUACAGGAUGAUGAUGUCUCUCCUGAAGCCGGACGUUUACUGCGAGCUGGCCGAGAGGCACGUCCAUCAGGUGGUGAUGUUCCACCAGGAGGGAGAGAUGGGGGGCAAGGUGAGGCGCAUCAGCCCGGAGGGGAAGGUGUUCGAGGAGCCGCUGGACACCGCCAUCAUCCCCAGGCUCAUGAGCUUCCUCAAACUGGAGAAAGGUAAGUUUGGGAUGGUGCUGCUGAAGAAAACCCUGCAGGUGGAGGAGAAGUAUCCCUACCCCGUGAGGAUGGAGGCCAUGUAUGAAGUCAUCGACCAGUCACCCAUGAGGAAGCUGGAGAAGCUCCGGCAGAAAGGCUUCGUGCAGAAGUGCAAGGCCGCAGGCGUGGAGGGUCAGGUGGAGGAGGGCACCCUUACAGUUCCUGACACUCCUGUAUUUGGAAAACCAACAAAGAAAAUCUUUGGAAAGUCCACAACAACCGCUGCCACAACUACCACCACAACAACUACACGACCAACAACUACAACCACCACCACAACAACUACACGACCACCAACAACUACGACUACAACAACAACCAGACCCACAACCACCACCACAACAACAACCAAAGCCCCCACUACCACCACCAGAAGAACCACCACUACAAAGAGACCCACCACCACACAGAGACCAACCAGAGCUCACACUACAAUAAUGUGGCUUCCAGCGCCAAGAACCACAGCUGAUCCCUACUACUACCACCCUAGAGAGAGGCACCCGGGUAGACCCACCCCGGCUGGAGACAACCGCACUGACAAGGACAACAGAGAUCCAAACAGAAGCAAACUGGUUCCCGUCAUAAACAAACCCUCCAAGACUAAACCAUCCAAGAAGAAGAAUGGGGCAGAUAAGAUGUUGACUAAGGUGAACGAGGACAAGCACGAGCCUAGCAAACCAACUGUGAGUGAUCCAGAGGAGACGGAAAGUUACGUCAAUGUCAGUCCCACCAAGAAGGUAAAGAACAAGCAUGAUAAGCAUGACAAGAAGAAGAAAAAGGGCGAGAAGGCAGCCAAGAAGGCAGAGAAGAGAGGAAAGGAGGGAAAAGUUGGGGGAAAGAAAAAUGGAAAGAAACUGUCAAAGUACCCAGAGGAAGAGGACUACCUCAAGCCCACAAAGAAACCAACACGGCCUCCAAAGAGCUCCAUGGACUCUUUUCUGGACUACUUUGAGAACAGGAGGCGACUGCUGCUGAUUACGGCCCCCAGUGAGGAGAGCAGCAUGUAUGUUCAGCAGAGGGACGAGUACCUGGAGUCGGUGUGUGAGAUGGCCAUCAGAAAAGUCUCCAUCAUCACCAUCUUUGGCUCCCUGACCAACUCCACCAUGAAAAUCGACCACUAUCAGAUCGAAAAUGACAAGCCCAUGAAGGGUCUUCGACAGGAGGACCUGGUGAACCAGGAGCUAAUAACGGAGCUGAGGAAAGAGUUUGGAAUGACAUAUGAGGAGUUCUACAUGGUUCUCACCGACACCGACAUGAGAGUCAAGCAAUCCUAUGAGGUUCCCAUCGCCAUGAAGGCUGUGUUUGACUACAUCGAUACCUUCUCCUCCCGAAUCCGAGAGAUGGAGCAGCAGAAGAGAGAUGGGGUGGUCUGUAAGAAAGAGGACAAGCCCAGAUCCCUGGAGAACUUCCUGUCCAGGUUCCGAUGGAGACGUCGCCUGUUCAUCAUCUCCGCCCCCAGCGACGAGGAGUGGUCCUAUCAGCAGCAGCUGUACGCCCUGGGCAGCCAGGCCUGCAAUCUGGGUCUGCGGCACAUCGCCAUUCUGAAGCUGGUUGGCACGGAGACGGCAGACAUGGGCGGAGUCUUGGAGCUGUAUCCAAUCAAUGGCUCUGCCACCGUUGAGCGGGAGGGGCUCUCGGCCACCCUGGUGAAGGACAUGAGAAACUACUUCCAAGUCAGCCCAGAAUACUUCUCCAUGCUGCUGGUGGGGAAGGACGGCAACGUGAAGUCCUGGUACCCUUCGCCCAUGUGGUCCAUGGCCAACAUCUACGACCUGGUGGACUCCAUGCAGCUCCGCAGACAGGAAAUGGCCAUCCAGCAGUCGCUCGGCAUGCGAUGCCCCGAGGACGAGUACGGGGGCUACGGCUACCAUCAGCACGGAUAUGAACACGGUUAUCAGGACGGCUAUCACCAGGGUUACGGUUACUAAGCCAACGGCCCGUGACCGUUCCUCGCCUUCCACCCGGCAGUCGGCGCAGAUCGAGUGGGCUCCUUGAUCGUCUUGUAGCACUUAGCGGAAACCUUUAAAACUGCUUCAACCCACCCAUUUCCUUCACAUCCAGUCAGUAGUGGCUGCAGGUAAUGUUCAUGUUCCAGGGUCUUUUGAUCAGAGCUGGUUAGUGCAUGUUCAGGUGAGCCCGGGGGAUGUUUUGUGUUCCUUACGUGUUUUAAGUUUUCAGACAUGCUUGCAUCUCGUCAGUCAUCUUCACCUCUCGGUUAAAUGUACUUAUUCAGAUUUUCAGCACAGACCUUCCUUUACUUUGUAGAUAACAGGUUCAAAUAAGAUGUAUUUAUUGGGCAUCUCUCGCAUUUGAUGUGCUGUAACCAUUUUUUUUUUUUUUUUUUUAAAGCUGUCACAUUAUUUCAGUCUUGUAAAGUUUCUAUUGCUCUACGAUGUUCUUAUUUAUACUUUGUUGGCAAUAUGAUAAAUAAAAAUAUAUGUGUUACUACCA
Messenger RNA from Cololabis saira (Pacific saury), 3811 nucleotides. RefSeq names its product coiled-coil domain containing 80 (gene ccdc80). NCBI's taxonomy places the organism in Eukaryota, Metazoa, Chordata, Actinopteri, Beloniformes, Belonidae. Bases 658 to 3288 code for a protein of 876 amino acids. The record is from RefSeq and is a predicted model, not a curated record. The transcript has 10 exons.